This is a messenger RNA of Racocetra fulgida, 156 nucleotides long. Lineage: Eukaryota; Fungi; Glomeromycota; Glomeromycetes; Diversisporales; Gigasporaceae. The record is from the annotation of a GenBank genome assembly.
AUGGCCACCGCUUUUGGCUAUUCUAAAUUUAAAGAUGAGUUUGCUAAUACGGGCAAGGCUAAUCAGAUAAUUACUUCUUAUAAAAACCUUUCCCAACAAGAAAAAGAAGCCAAAGAAAAAGAGUUGGGCCUGGUAAAAGGGGAGAAAGGAGAAAAA